Messenger RNA from Phoenix dactylifera (date palm), 1241 nucleotides. RefSeq lists its product as uncharacterized. Gene Ontology annotation, molecular function: DNA-binding transcription factor activity. The record is from RefSeq and is a predicted model, not a curated record. Lineage: Eukaryota; Viridiplantae; Streptophyta; Magnoliopsida; Arecales; Arecaceae.
CAGCAUGUCCGACGCCCCGUUAAACAAAUUCAAACCCUAAGUUCCUCUCGUCUCCCCUUUCCUAUAAAUACUCCCCCUACCCCACAUUCCUCUCUCUCCUCUUUGUUUAAUUUUCCAAUGGCGACUCCAGCAUUCCUCCUCUGGUCCUCCGCUGCCGCCGCCUCCUCCUCCUCCUCGCAAGAGAACAGAAACGACGGCGGCGCCUCCCAGAACGGACUCCCGCCCGCGCCGGAUCCCAUGGCCAAGGACUCCUCCCCGGCGAGGCCGAAGCCGAGGAAGGCCUCCAAGGCGGCGGCCCCCAAGCGCCCCCCUCAGCGAGGCCUCGGCGUAGCCCAGCUCGAGCGCCUCCGCCUCCAGGAGCGCUGGAAGAAGAUCACCGAGAUCGACCCCGCCCGCGAGGUCCAUCCCUUCCCGGGCCAGCUUCCCGUCUACGAAUACCCCGCCGCCGUCGCCCCUCUCGCCGCCUACGGCGCUCCGGUCCCCCCUCCCGCGCCCGCCGCCGUCGCCGCCUACGGCGCCGGUUGGGUGCAGUCGCCGGGGAUGUGCUACAUCCAGCGGUGCCGGCCGGCGAGCCCAGGACUGGGGGGUUACGGCGGUGGCGCCGUCUCCUCCGUCCGAUCGGUGCUCCACGAGCAGUACUCGUUAGAUCGGUACCGGAUGGGGAUGGGGAGUGGGGAGGGCCGGUUCCAGGUCGGGAUUCCGCUUCCAGAGCCCCCUUCAAACCAAAAGAUGCAGUGCUUCUCCGAUCAGUGCGAGUUCUGUGCCCGGAAGAAGCGUCUGUUCGGCGACAAUCCAGGGUUCAGCGGAAACAACGGCGUGGAUUACUUCGAGAUGGAUCUGGCCGCCGCUAUGGCUGUUGAUCAAGAAUCGCAGGGCUUGUAUGGAUGCGGGCAUAGAAGUGGGAAAGCGAUGAUGGAGAGCAGCGAGGUGAUCAAGGAGUUCGACUUCUUCCCCCAGAGCCGGAGCGCGUCUUUGGGACAUUCCGAGUUCGGUAAUCGGACGGCUGGAGAUGCCUCCUCCUCCUCCUCUUCCUCCGCCGCCGCUUCUCCCAGUUUUGUCGACCUCUCUCUUAAGCUCUCCGUCUAAAAGGAGCCCCUCUCUUCUCUUCUUCAGCUUCUUGUUCUUGUUCUUGUCGUUUCUGUUGUUUUGUUCUUGUUCUUGUUUUUUUUUUUUCUCCCUAAGCUCUAACUCUGGUGCUCCUUGUUCUCUAUGUGAUUAAUGUCAGUAGCUUUUGAUUUGCA